Messenger RNA from Cynara cardunculus var. scolymus (artichoke), 783 nucleotides. RefSeq names its product protein GLUTAMINE DUMPER 2-like. Lineage: Eukaryota; Viridiplantae; Streptophyta; Magnoliopsida; Asterales; Asteraceae. The record is from RefSeq and is a predicted model, not a curated record. Gene Ontology annotation, biological process: regulation of amino acid export. The transcript has a single exon. Bases 124 to 570 code for a protein of 148 amino acids.
UCCAUGAGAUGAAACCAGUUCUUAAUCCACUCAUCCGCCAUUAAAACCAUUCUAAUCAUCUUCCAUUAAUAUCCACUUUCCAAUCUAAUCCUAACACAACAAAAGAAGCCCGGAGAUAUCUUGAUGACUGUACAAGCAACCUCUUCAAUGGCACCUACGUCGCCGGUGACUAAUCAAAGCUCUCCGUGGCACUCACCCGUGCCGUACCUUGUUGCCAUGCUGGGUCUCAUUGCUUUUGCUUUAUUGUUUCUAGCUUGUUUCUGCUGGAAGCUCGCUGACGGAGAGAUAUCAGACCUCGAGGCCGGAGAUUCCAAACUUGACGAUCACAAGGAGUCCACAGUUUUCGAAGAAAAAUAUCUGGUAAUCAUGGCAGGAGAAGCGAAACCGACGUUUUUAGCAACACCUAUUUCAAGCAGAACGUCAUCGUUUGGUAGCUGUAGUUGCCGGAGUAGCCCAAGGGAGAAACUGUCGACGUCGGAGGUGGAAAUGAUGGAGGAGAAGGCAAAACAAGGGAGCAACGGUCACGUACAAGUAAGGAACACGGUGAACGUGCAGGAGACCACAGCAUGAACUCCCUUAAUGUUUUACUUCUUUUGGGUUUCUUUAGUUAGAGAGAUUCAUGGGAAUGCGCAGAGCAGCUCAUAGGAAGUGGUGGUGAUUGUGGGUUGCGUGGUAGAUAUAGUGAGUGUUUCCGUAGGCGAUCAUAUAGGACAUUAAUCUUAUUUUUAUUUCAUUUUUUAGUCUGCCAAAAUUUAAAGAUAUUAAUUGUAUAAAAUCUUACAA